This is a messenger RNA of Cucurbitaria berberidis CBS 394.84, 1071 nucleotides long. RefSeq names its product GroES-like protein. The transcript has 3 exons. Gene Ontology annotation, biological process: alcohol metabolic process. The coding region runs from base 1 to 1071 and encodes 356 amino acids. The record is from RefSeq and is a predicted model, not a curated record. Gene Ontology annotation, molecular function: alcohol dehydrogenase (NADP+) activity; zinc ion binding. Lineage: Eukaryota; Fungi; Ascomycota; Dothideomycetes; Pleosporales; Cucurbitariaceae.
AUGGCCGACACCAAGUUCGAAGGAUGGCUCGGAAAGGACGAGAAGUCCGUAGAAGGAAAGAUGGAAUGGGGCCAAUUUAAGCCCAAAAGGUGGACUGAAGACGACGUUGACAUCGAGAUCUCCCACUGCGGUAUCUGCGGCUCUGACUUGCAUGUCUUGAAGUCUGGCUGGUCUCCUACGCCCUACCCAUGUGUCGUCGGCCACGAAAUCAUCGGCAAAGCCGUCCGCGUCGGUAAAAAUGUCUCCCAUAUUAAAGAGGGCUCCCGCGUUGGCGUCGGCGCACAGGCACGCUCUUGUCUUCAGAAAGAUUGCCCGGACUGCUCUCAAGGACUAGAGAACCACUGUCACCGUGAGAGUAUCAACACGUAUGGAUCCGUGUACCCCGGCAACGAAGGAAAGAGCUACGGUGGCUACGCGACGCAUAACCGCACGAAUGGUCACUUUGUGUUGAACAUCCCAGAGGGUCUGGAUUCCGCGGACGCAGCGCCUAUGCUGUGUGGUGGUGUUACGGUGUUCAGCCCGCUGAAACAAAAUGACUGCGGCCCGGGCAAGACAGUCGGUAUCGUCGGUGUCGGUGGGCUUGGCCACUUUGGUGUGCUCUUUGCGAAGGCGCUGGGGGCUGACAAGGUUGUGGGCAUUUCGAGGAAGGCAGACAAGAAAGAUGAUGUACUGAAGCUGGGCGCGGACCAGUACAUCGCGACUGAUGGCGAUAAGGACUGGGCGAAAUAUAACGCGCAAACUUUGGACUUGAUUGUCUGCACCGUGUCGAGUCACCAGAUGCCGUUGGAUGGAUAUCUGGCUCUCUUGAAGACCAAGGGGACCUUCAUUCAGGUUGGUGCCCCUGACGGCGGCAAGCUCCCCGAAAUCAACGCCUUUACGCUCCUUGCAGGCGGAAUCAAGGUCGGCGGCUCCGCCAUUGGGUCACCCGCCGAGAUCGACGAGAUGCUGAAGCUUGCUGCGGACCAGAAAGUCAAGCCGUGGAUCCAGAAGCGCAAGAUGAAGGACGCCAAUCAGGCGGUGCUAGAUAUGGUGGACGGAAAGGCGAGAUACAGAUAUGUGCUCGAGAAUUAA